This is a messenger RNA of Ophidiomyces ophidiicola, 696 nucleotides long. It is a transcript of the gene CDC8, whose product is annotated as Thymidylate kinase. Lineage: Eukaryota; Fungi; Ascomycota; Eurotiomycetes; Onygenales; Onygenaceae. The coding region runs from base 1 to 696 and encodes 231 amino acids. Gene Ontology annotation, molecular function: ATP binding; dTMP kinase activity. The transcript is spliced from 2 exons. Gene Ontology annotation, biological process: dUDP biosynthetic process; dTTP biosynthetic process; dTDP biosynthetic process. Gene Ontology annotation, cellular component: nucleus; cytoplasm; cytosol. The record is from RefSeq and is a predicted model, not a curated record.
AUGGAUCAGGAUACGUCCGAUAAUUGGCGAAAUCGGGGCGCUCUUAUCGUCGUAGAAGGACUCGACAGGGCGGGCAAAUCAACACAGUGCGCACUCCUGACAGAGAAGCUUCAAAAUUUGAAUCACAAGGCUAAAUACAUUCGCUUCCCAGACAGGACCACGUCGGUUGGGAAAAUCAUUGAUAGUUAUUUGCGGGGUGAAGCCCAACUCGAUGACCAUGCCAUCCACCUACUUUUCUCGGCAAAUAGAUGGGAAUUGGCAUCAAACAUACGCAACGAUAUUUCCAGCGGUAUAACAGUAGUCAUUGAUCGCUACUCGUAUUCAGGCGCUGUCUACUCAGCCGCCAAAAACAACCAAAGUCUCUCCCUUGAUUGGGCCUGGUGUCCAGAAGUAGGAUUGCCACGUCCCGAUAUAUGGUUUUUCCUUAAUAUCUCGCCAGAGGAGGCUAAAAAACGAGGAGGGUACGGCCUGGAAAGGUACGAGAAUGCUGCUCUUCAACAACGAGUCGGCGAGUUAUUCAAAUCCCUGGAAACCAUGCAGAACAACGAAGAAAUGCGGGUAAUUGAUGCUGGUCGUCCCCAGGAUGAGGUAGCGCAGAAUAUCCUUUCUCAAGCUCUUGCAGCAAUAAACCAUCUGGCCGGACCGUUGAGGAAUCUCGAAUCGUGGCGUUUUCAACAGCAAAUUACCUCUGAAUGA